AUGCCCUCACCCUUCUCAGCCCUGCCCCGGGGCCCUGCCGCCACCCCCUGGCCGUGGUCACCGCUGCUGCUGCUGCCGCCGCCGCUGCUGCUGCUGCCGCUGCUGUUCUCGAGCGCCCUGGCCCUGCCCAGUCCGGGGGAGGAGGCCCAUGAGCUGGUGGUGCCCACGAGGUUGCUGGGCAGUGAGGGGGAGAUUGCUCUCCACCUGUUUGCCUUCGGGAAGGCUUUCCUCCUGCGCCUGGCUCCCGACACCAGCUUCCUGGCCCCAGAGUUCAAGAUCGAGCACCUGGGCGGGGCGGGGGGGCCGGUCCGAGGCGAGGAGGGGCUGCGGGGCUGCUUUUACUCGGGCACAGUCAAUGGGCAGCCCGAGUCGUUGGUGGCCGUCAGCCUGUGCGGAGGGCUGAGUGGCUCCUUCCUGCUGGACGGCGAAGAGUUCACCGUGCAGCCCUCGGGCCCGGCAGGCGCGGGGGACCCCCUGACCCAGCCACACCGACUUCUCCGCGGGGGGCGGGAGGAGCGUGCUAGCCUCCUGAAGUCGGGCUCCCCGGAUGGAGGCCCUCUACGGCUGGCGCCCGAGGAAGAUACACAGGAGGGAGACCCCCAAGAGGAAGAAGAGGAAGAGGAAGAAGCGGAAGGAGCCAGCGAGUCCCCGCCGCCACUGGGGGCCACCAGCAGGACCAAGCGCUUUGUGUCGGAGGCUCGAUACGUGGAGACGCUGCUGGUGGCGGACGCUUCGAUGGCCCGUUUCUAUGGGUCGGACCUGAAGAAUCACAUUCUGACACUGAUGUCAGUGGCGGCUCGGAUCUACAAGCACCCCAGCCUGAAGAACUCCAUCAACCUAGUCGUGGUCAAGGUGUUGGUGGUGGAAGAUGAGAAGUGGGGGCCAGAAGUGUCAGACAAUGGGGGUCUCACCCUUCGCAAUUUCUGCAGCUGGCAACAGCGAUUCAAUCCCACCAGUGACCGCCACCCUGAACACUAUGACACUGCCAUUCUGCUCACCAGACAGGAUUUCUGUGGGCAGCAGAGCUGUGACACCCUAGGUGUGGCCGACAUCGGAACCAUAUGUGACCCCGACAAGAGCUGUUCUGUGAUUGAGGACGAGGGGCUCCAGGCUGCCUACACUCUGGCUCAUGAGUUAGGACAUGUCCUGAGCAUGCCUCAUGAUGACUCCAAAACCUGUGAGCGACUGUUUGGGCCUAUGGGCAAGCACCAUAUGAUGGCUCCUCUCUUUGUCCACCUGAACAAGACAGUGCCCUGGUCUCCUUGUAGUGCCAAAUACAUCACAGAGUUCCUGGAUGGAGGACAUGGCCACUGCCUACUGGAUGCCCCAACUGCAGCUAUCCCUCUACCUUCCAACCUCCCAGGCCGAGAGGCCCUCUAUAAGCUAGACCGGCAAUGCCAGCAGAUCUUUGGACCAGACUUCAGCCACUGUCCCAACACCUCAGCCCAGGACAUCUGUGCCCAGCUUUGGUGCCGUACAGAUGCUGCUGAACCUCUCUGCCAUACCAAGAAUGGCAGCCUGCCCUGGGCCGAUGGAACACCCUGCAGAGAUGGCCAUCUAUGUUGGGAUGGUAGCUGUCUGCCUGAAGAGGAAGUGACAAAGCCAAAGCCUGUCGUGGAUGGAGGCUGGGCCCCGUGGGGACCAUGGGGAGAGUGUUCCCGAACAUGUGGAGGAGGAGUGCAAUUCUCCUACCGAGACUGCAAGGACCCUGAGCCGCAGAAUGGAGGCCGGUACUGCGUGGGCCAGAGAGCCAAGUAUCAGUCCUGCCACACUGAGGAAUGUCCACCUGAUGGAAAGAGUUUCAGAGAGCAGCAAUGUGAGAAGUACAAUGCCUACAACUUCACUGACAUUAAUGGGAAUCUCCUUCAGUGGGUCCCCAAGUACGCAGGGGUGUCUCCCCGGGACCGCUGCAAGCUGUUCUGCAGAGCUCGAGGAAGGAGUGAGUUCAAAGUAUUCGAAACCAAAGUGAUCGAUGGAACCCUGUGUGGGCCAGAGACUCUAUCCAUCUGUGUCCAUGGCCAAUGUGUCAAGGCUGGCUGUGAUCAUGUGGUAGAUUCCCCUAGGAAACUGGACAAGUGUGGUGUAUGUGGGGGCAGUGGCUCUUCAUGCAGGAAGAUCUCAGGCUCACUCAACCACUCCAAGUAUGGAUACAAUGACAUAGUCACCAUUCCAGCUGGGGCCACCAACAUCGAUGUGAAACAGCGAAGCCACGGGGGAGUUCGGAACGAUGGCAACUACCUGGCCUUGAAGACUGCCAACGGGCGAUACCUGCUCAAUGGAGACCUGGCCAUCUCAGCCAUGGAGCAGGACAUCCUCCUAAAGGGGACCAUCCUUAAGUACAGUGGCUCUAUUGCUACCCUCGAACGGCUCCAGAGCUUCAGACCACUGCCAGAGCCCUUGACUGUCCAGCUACUGACUGUUUCCAGUGAGGUCUUUCCCCCAAAAGUCAAGUACACCUUCUUUAUUCCCAACAAUGUAGUCUUCAAACCUAAAGGAAAGGAGAAGACGACCACCAACAUCAUCCAACCCCUGCUAAAUGUGCAGUGGGUCCUGGGGGACUGGACUGAAUGCUCCAGCACCUGUGGGUCUGGCUUGCAGAGGCGGACAGUGGAGUGCAGGGACCCCUCUGGCCAAGCUUCAUCUACCUGCAACAAGGCUCUGAAGCCAGAGGACACCAAGCCCUGUGGGAACCGACCCUGCCCCCUGUGACCCAGUAAAAGUCUAUGGUCCUCAUGCUCAUGGACAUGGUACUGGGGAAUGGACAAGGGCAGCCACCUAUGAUGACAACAUUAGUUGGGGCAAUGUAUCCCACCCUGGCCUCCUAUUGCCACAGCCCCCUGGGAACUACAAAAAUGAAAAGGGGGAGGAGGGAAGAGGGACAAAUCAUAAUGGCUGUUGAGUGGACCUUGCUUGGGUUCAAAUAGAGGGUAUAGGUUUAAAGGCAAAAAUGCACUUACUGACCUAAGUAUAAACCUGGUGUCAACCUGUUUUCAAAGGACUAUAUCAGACUAAAACUGAUCAAGGAAGAAGAACAAAGUGCUGUUUGGUUUCCCCAAUAGAUAAUCUACCUCAAAGGGGAAAAAGAAAUAGUGGAAAGGGAAGGGAAAGAAAAGUUCUUUCAGAAUAAGGGAUGUUAAAUAUGUCCCUCGAGCUGUCUUUAAAAAGAUGACAAUGAUAUCCUCAGUAUUAAACUCCAUUGCCUGAAAGACUACAAGUAAUAAGGAAAAGUGGGUAGCCAGAUGUUCCCAAAGCAUCUGCCUGAAGGAGAGAGAUCCUUUUCAAGUAUUUAUGCAAAUGUGUGUUGGACUAAAGUGUGAUCUUGUACUAAUGUCA
This is a messenger RNA of Trichosurus vulpecula (common brushtail), 3333 nucleotides long. It is a transcript of the gene ADAMTS8, whose product is annotated as ADAM metallopeptidase with thrombospondin type 1 motif 8. Gene Ontology annotation, biological process: proteolysis; extracellular matrix organization. Bases 1 to 2709 code for a protein of 902 amino acids. The transcript has 9 exons. The record is from RefSeq and is a predicted model, not a curated record. Gene Ontology annotation, molecular function: zinc ion binding; metalloendopeptidase activity. NCBI's taxonomy places the organism in Eukaryota, Metazoa, Chordata, Mammalia, Diprotodontia, Phalangeridae.